AUGCAUGUUGCAACUCUGAGAUUGGUCCUAUGUCUAAUGGUUUGCUGCGAUUUAUGGCUUGUCAGCAGCCAAAAGCUUGAUUCAAUCGAUCAAUCGGAAUUAGUGCGCAAAGCCCGUCAAAUAAGGCAACAUCGUCAAGUUCGCCAAACGCGUCAACUUCGUCAGGAACAAGAUAAAGAAACAAAAUGCAAAUUCAAAUUUGCCUUGCUAGAUUUUCCUCCUUACAUUAUGAACCAAAGUAUUGACGGAGGAUUUAUGAAUCAAACCCUAACAUGGUUUGUGGACAUGGCUUGCUUUGGUAGAGAAGCAACAGACCCCAUAGCUUGCAAAAUGGUACCAGUAUUUGUUCAAAAUCAAGACGAGAUGGUGAAGUUGAUUAAAAAUGGGUCGGUUGAUUUUGGUUUUCCAAUUCUAUCGGAUGCAAAACAAAAACUUGCGGGUCUAGACAGUGUGACACUCAUUCGGGCAUUUGUAUCAUCCGGGUGUUCAAUGAUUGUGAACUUAAAGCAGUGCAAAGCAGAGUCACGGGAACAGUUACUGACUUCUAUUACGUCACAAUGGCCGAUAUUGGCUUGUGUCAUGUUACUGUCAGGGAUAUCUGGAGUGAUCAUUUGGCUCCUGGUAAGAGUUAAGGCUUAUCAUCGUCAAUCUAUACUAAGCCUCUAGAGCUCUUUACUUUUAAUCCUACGUCAGGUUAUAUUCGAACUUAAUUGUUACGGCUUUAACAUGAAAAUAGUUUAAGUAAGAAUCGACGGCACCAUUUUUGAGUAAACGGUUGGUUAGGCACACCUUAUGACCUCACCGAAAUAAAAAGCCAAACUAAAAUGCCCUACAAGUCAUGAAGCUACAGAUAAUGUUUGUUUGUUUGUAGGUGAAAAAAGACCGUUGCAAUGACGCAAACUAUCAAAUAAGAACAUUUUAUUCCCAGAUGCCACAAUUUCGGAUACGGUAAAACUGCUGCAAACUUUGCGCGUUGUAGCAAGGCCUUAAGUAAGCUAGAAGCGUUUUCUAAUCAAUUUAUUUACUCCACACUAAAAGCCACCUUCAUGUUCGGUUUUUUUUUAUAUAUAAUUCAUUAAACAGUGAUACCAAUUUCCAUGACAGGAACACCGUUCAAACGCGGUUCAGUUUUCACCCUCGUUCACGAUAGGAUCACCAGAAGGCUUUUGGUGGGCAGUGGUAUCACUUACAACAGUAGGGUAAGUGGAUUUAAAUUUGGGUAUCAGUGGGCUCUUUUUUUCACUGCGUCCUUUGAAUACGAUCAAAGAUAAGCAAUAUUGUAAAACCCAUUUUUUUGUCGAAGUUAAUACAUGCUUUGGGUUUAUCAAAAUCUCUACCAGGGUUCCAUUCUUGAAUUGGCUUCCAGUCUUACAAAUUACUAGUUGUUACGUGGUAUCGGGGUCCUUUAGUUCACAGUUCUUCACAGCUUAUAAACCAAAAUGAAUAGUAGCAAAUAAAAGAAAAAUAAUUUUCCAUUGCAUAUCUUAAAACUAUGUUUCAGGUUUUUUCUUUUUUCUUUUUUUUGACAUAGUGGAUAGUGUAAGGAGAGGAGGGCGGGAAGGGGAAUGAGAUUCGUCAAAUUUAGAUGGAGUCUAGUUUUUUGCUUAAACGCACAUACUCUGAUUAGUUUCAAUUUAGUUGAUUGUGAUCAUUAUCGAUGGGGCACGGCAUUUAUUAUGCUACAGGAGGGAGGCACAGGAUUUGUUUCCGGUUGCCACGAGUUUAAGAGUUUAACUCUUCGGCUGCGCUUUGUAUAUAGCCAAAUGUUCAGCUUCCUUCCAGUUGGGAUUUUCAUUCAUUCUCUCAUUUAUAAAUUAAUUCAUUUGUGCUGAUCCUGAAAAGCCUUAUCGGGGGAGUGGUCAUUUAGGUAUAGAUUGAGAAUUUAUAUAUUUACUACACUAUCCUCAAAGCGCAAAGAUAUUUGGUUCCUUUUUCCUCAUUAGGUACGGUGAUAAGACGCCUAAAACCUUCUGUGGACGUGCAUUUGGUAUAUUUUGGAUCCUGAUAGGAGCAAUAAUGUUGUCGCUGUUCACCGCCUUAUUUACAAAUGCUAUGCAAGCUUCCCUGGAUGGUACGAGAUGUAUGGACAUCGGUGGCAAAAAGGUUAGUAACCCUGACAUGAACACCUAAAACCCUUUGCACCCUAACAUCAUUAUGCCCCUUUCUCCAUGUUUUUCUUUAUACAUCUCUUAAGGUGCUGGGAAGGAGAAUUUUUUUUAAACAAUCAAGAGUUUCUUUAGUUUCUUUUAUUCUCAUGACCCUAAUGUUUGAUUCAGGGGUGAUAUUGUAAGGAAAUAUAUCAGUGAUUAUUUUCUUGGUUUCAAAUUAGAUUCCCUACAUUUUUAAAUUUAUCUUAACCCAAGCUUCGAAAGGUUUUUCCCUGAAAAAGUUAUAUUGCCAAUUAAUGAAAUCCUACCCUCAUCGAUCGAACUCAGGAACAACUCAAAUGCAACUCGGCCCUGUGACUCAAACCUUUAAGUCAUAGGGCCGAGUUAUUAAAAGCAGGGUUCAGAUAAUUCAGGAGUAAUGGAAAUCUUAUUUAAGAUCUGAAAGCUGUAAAAGAAAAUUCAGGAUAAUUCUUUUUGUCCUCACUUAUUAGAUACUCUUAGAAAAAAAAAUAGAGAAAGUUAUUCGAAAGAAUAAAAGACACCCGCAUGAAAUUAGACCCGGAUUAGCGCUACUCAGACUUUGGACAGCUGGGCUAGGAAUUAUGAGCUACCUGAGUCCGAGUUAGCAAGUUGUAUGGAAGAAUGAAAUUAACAUUAAACAAUUUUAAUUGAUUGUCGACAUGUAAAAUUGCUCUGGUUUUGUACAACUUCGGAUAUUAUUGGCCCUUUCAACAACAAUGCCUUCCCUGUUCCUUUUAUUUAGGCUGAGUCUUUCUGGAACUACAACUUAAGUGUACUUUCGUUGUACAGACUUUUCAUAUUCUUUGCAAGAGGAAAGUACUUAUCAUUUGGCACUAAGACUUUAUAGAUUGCGCUAGUAAAAGUAGCAUAUUAUACCAGUAAUAUUGCUCGAUCAUUUUUCAAAUGGUGCUCAAAAUUACGCUCGUUUUUGAAAAUUAUGCUACUUUUUUAUUUAAGUGUGCUUUACAAAAAGAAAAGAAACAAACGAAGUCCAAAUUAUAUAUUUGUCGUCAAUUAAGCAUGAAAUCUUCUUUAUUUUGAAAAACAUACUCUGACAAAACAAAAUUUAACAUUGAAUUCCAGACGAGAAGCAGUGACUUGACGAGUCAAAAUGUAAGUUUCUCUAUGGCGCCAUUUUUUUGCCUGUGAAAGCGGGAACUAUAAACGAUGUAAUCUUUACUACGGAUGUGCCUAGUCCUCUAGACAACGAAUGAUUCUAUACUGCGGUAGCCCUCUUCUUCCAAGACAUUGAAAACCUGAAAAUAGACAUGAACCUCGGACCGAAUUUGAAAAUAAUCGGUCUUAGAGACCAAAACAAGUCAUGACUCUGAUAAUGUUUCCUUCGAAAUAAGAAAAAACAUCCUGAUUAGGCUUGCAGUGCUACUUUCAUAAAUACAAGCAAAGAUUAUGCCUGUUUAACAAUUUAGGUCAAAACUUAUGCUUGCGCAAUCUAUAAGGGCCGAACUGGCAUAUAAAAAUUUGUCUGACGCCAAUUUACCUGUUAGGUGGGUGUGUCCGACAAGAAUCCUGAAACGCAUAUAGUCGCUAUGGAGCUGGACGCAGACUUUGUCAGUAAGUAAUUCUUUUCAGAUUAUUUCAAUGUUCUUGCAUAACGCGUUGCAUGACCAUUGUUCUUCAGGGACGACUACGAAGGUAAAGAAAUAAGCUUAAAAAUUACCUUUUAAUUUCAGUCAUAUUUCGUAUAUUUUUGUAUCAAAACUUUAAGGAGAAAUUUCUCCACCACUUUUUCUCAUUUUAUUCAUGUAAGAAUUUGCGUUGGCGAACUAAUCAAUUAUAUUUUUAAUUAACAGAGUUCAACAACCUGGAUGAAAUGCAAGAAAGUCUUAGCCAAGGAACAAUUGGAAGAGUAAUGGUGGAUCGCAACACUGCCUUUCACUUUUUGGAUAAAUCUGGUUUAAAACGAAACAGGCAGAUCCGAAUGAUUCGUAACAUCGAUUAUCCAAUGGAAUAUUACCUGGCUCACGUGAGCCAUGACGGAAUGGGGUCACCGAAUCACACGAACGAUUCUGAUGACGAAGUAUCGGUUAGAAAAACUAAGCUUUCGGUUUGCGGGGAAAGCCUAAGAGAGUUAUCACCGGAUUUGGUUGGAGUUGCAAAAGACACUGCCAAAGAGCAACUUAUCCCUGCCGAAUUACAGGUAGUUAAUUGUUUUUUGUGAAUUUUCUAUAUUUCACCACGCGCCAUUCUUCUCUUCAAGUUUAGCAUUUAUUCCGAUGCAAUCAACAGUUUGAAAGCUAUUUAUUUCUUUGUAGACAGCUGAUUUGUCCGAUGAAAUGGAAGGGUUAUUCUCCACUGGCUCACAAAUGACCAAAUCUAUUUUAUUUGCUUUAUUGGGAAUAUUCGCCUUCCUAAUAAUCAUCGGCAAACUUUGGGAGGUCUACACCAACUUUAAGCCAACGGUACGCAAGAAGAGAAAAGGUAACUGCUUCUCAAAUUAAUUUACCAUAGGUUUCUGCAGAGUAAAUAUAAAACAGAUACCUUUUGAAGAAAAUUGUUCUAUAUUAAUUAGUAUGAAUCUUGGUAUUGAUGUGAUUCUAUAAUUUUAAAUGCAGCUGGAAAUCAAAGGCAGCGAGACAGUCACUCGUCCUUCAGUUGCUCAGUCAGUCAGUUAGUUAGUUAGUUAGUUUAGUAGUUAGUUAGUUAGUCAGUCAGUCAGUCAGUCAGUCAGUCUGUCUGUCUGUCUGUCUGUCUAUCUGUCAGUCAGCCAGGCAGUAGGUCAGUCAGUCAGCCAGAUAGUAGGUCAGUCAGUCAGGCAGUCGGUUGGUCAGUCGUCCAAUCAACCAGUUAGUCGGUUUGCACGUCCCUCAGAUUUUAAUCAGAAAUGUUGAAACCUUCGUUACAUGAAAUGGUUCAAUGCUUAUUGGAAUGUCGGUCUGUCAGUCAAAUAACAGGAAGUUAUGUCAGUCCGUUUGUCAGUUAGGAAAUAGUCAGUUAUUCAAACGAUUAAUGACCGAAUGAAAUAUCGACUACUUGUGUACUGACAAACGGAAAGACAAAAGUUCAGGGAUUUAUUUAAUGGUUCAUUUCUUUAAAUUUCCUCUAUGAUCCUUCUUCCAGGACUGACUCCUAGCAGCAGGAAGAUGUCAAUGAUGCAAAACUUCCUGGAUUUGGAGAAACGACUAGAAGACAUAACGUCUGAUAUACAAAAGUUAAAAGAGGAAUUUGAAGGUGCCGCGAACGGUUUGUCUCUUGUGGACAGUCCUGAAUACUCAAGACCAAAAGAACGCUCAUUUUCUAACAAUAUGCUUGAUCUGAAAGGAAAGAGUAAAAAUACUGAAACAAUAUUAUAA
This is a messenger RNA of Pocillopora meandrina, 5440 nucleotides long. The record is from the annotation of a GenBank genome assembly. NCBI's taxonomy places the organism in Eukaryota, Metazoa, Cnidaria, Anthozoa, Scleractinia, Pocilloporidae.